This is a messenger RNA of Coniophora puteana RWD-64-598 SS2, 1197 nucleotides long. RefSeq names its product carbohydrate esterase family 4 protein. NCBI's taxonomy places the organism in Eukaryota, Fungi, Basidiomycota, Agaricomycetes, Boletales, Coniophoraceae. Gene Ontology annotation, molecular function: chitin deacetylase activity. Gene Ontology annotation, biological process: carbohydrate metabolic process. The record is from RefSeq and is a predicted model, not a curated record. Gene Ontology annotation, cellular component: membrane. Bases 1 to 1197 code for a protein of 398 amino acids. The transcript has 8 exons.
AUGAAGCUAACGAAGCCGCAAUCACCGGUAGGCAUUCUCACCCAUCAUUGGGAUUGCACUAACAUCUUGACAGACCCCGACACCGAGUGCCAGCCUUAUGACUGGCCACCAAUGGACGCCGUGUCCUCCCAGUAUCCUAACAACUGGCAGCCAGCAUCCAUCGUGGACGGGGACACUGAAGCGCAGGAUCUCUGGAACAGCAUCCAGAACCAGGUCCCCUCGGACGUGCAGGUGAAGGGCUACCAACCUGGUUCGCUCUCCGGGGACUUUUCCGGAUACAACUACCCCUCAAACGAUCCCGACUGUUGGUGGACGUACUCGGGUUGUGAUGUGCCCAAGCACAGCGGGCUGGCAGCCGACAUUACGACGAUGCCUGAGCCUGAUACACUGGGAUACGGAUUUGAUGACGGCCCUAACUGCUCGCACAAUGUGUUCUAUGAUUUCCUGGAGUCGAGGAAUCAGAAAGCUACAAUGUUUUACAUCGGGAGCAACGUACAAAACAAUCCACUCCAAGCCCAACGUGCCAUCGUUGAUGGUCACCAAAUUUGCGUCCACACGUGGUCGCAUCAAUAUACUACUGCUCUUAAUAACACCCAAGUCUUCGCGGAGUUGUAUUAUGGUAUGCAGUUAUUCUUGAUUCUCACAAACAUGAUCAAGUUCGUCACCGGUGUCGCUCCACUUUGCUGGCGUCCGCCGUAUGGCGAUGUAGACGACCGCGUGCGCGCAAUCGCGCAUGCCCUAAACAUGAGCACGAUCCUGUGGCAGUACGACUCAAACGAUUGGCGCGCCGGCUAUGACGGAUACACCGAUCAGCAAGUCUACCAGAAUUACGAGGACCUGAUCACGCGUGCAAAAAACGGCACUUUCGCGGAGCAGGGAACAAUCAUGCUGACGCACGAGCUGACGAACUUCACCAUGCACACGGCGGUGACAUACCAUGAUCAACUUGCCGCCGUGUUCAAGCACCUCGUGCCCGUUGGCGUCGGAUACAAUGAAACGCACCCGUAUGUAGAGAGCAACUACUCAGUCCCGACAUUCGAGCAGUGCAAUGCGCAGCCUACUUCCACGUCGACAUCUACUUCAUCUGGCUCUGGGAUUAGCUCAGGGACGAGUGGCGCAACAAGGGCGGCGCUUCAUUCUGCGGCGGUCGUUAUUUCGAGCGCGCUUAUGGGUAGUCUAUUCGUCUUGCACGCUUGA